Molecule: messenger RNA, 2775 nt
Organism: Cutaneotrichosporon cavernicola
Lineage: Eukaryota; Fungi; Basidiomycota; Tremellomycetes; Trichosporonales; Trichosporonaceae
Exons: 13
Coding region: 1-2775 (924 amino acids)
Biological process (GO): regulation of DNA-templated transcription; DNA-templated transcription
Molecular function (GO): DNA-binding transcription factor activity, RNA polymerase II-specific; DNA binding; zinc ion binding
Source: RefSeq, a predicted model, not a curated record
AUGUCAAGUUCGGGGCAGAGCUCGCCCAACAUCCCGAUCGCGAGCUCGUCCCGGCCGCUCCUCCCCAGCCAGCCGCAGCGCAAGGACAGCUACCCGGCUCUUAACCCAAGCGCAUUAUCGCACGUCUCGUCUCCUGGUCCAGUGAGCGGACCGGCGAAGAGGCCACUGGCUCCGGCACCAGGAGGCGACGCACGCCCCGAGCGGAAACUUAUGGACCGGCCUCAGAGCAUUACCGACCCAAUUUCUGGCAAGAAGAAGCGCGUCAGCCUAAGUUGUGCUCAGUGUGCAAAGAGGAAGCAGAAGUGUAAUCGCGAAUAUCCAUGUCAACAUUGUGUCGCACGCAAAGUCCCUGAAUUAUGUGUCCCAUAUACCCCUGUACCGAGUAGCUCGACGCACCAGCUCGAUCAGGCCACGACAGACCGCCUGGAGCGUAUGGAAAAUGUCCUUUCUGUGCUCGUCCGCCACAACCCCGGUGUGGGCGGGUAUCAGGCUGUUCGAGAAUGGCUCAGUUCGUCCACCUUCCAGCGAUUUGUGAAUUCAACCCCGUCCACACCAGCGAGCCCCCUCGUGCCGCACAAGUUGGCUCUGGGGCCACCGGUGCCCAUUCGCACUGCGGGGCUAAAUGAGCCGCAGCCGAUCCCGCCAGAAGACAUCGAAACGAUGGAGCGCGGUGGCACGGCAGACGAGGAGGCGCGCGUCGGUAAGGGUUGGCUGGGCGAAUUGGAAGGUGGCGUGCCCGAGGGCAUGCGCAUCGACGAGAAUAUUACCAUGCGCCUAGACGUGCACGGAACACCAGCCGAGAACCUGCAGCAGCUGAUCCGUGACUGUGGCGUCAGCCCACACAAGGUCCAGGAACUUAUCCAGGAGCUGCCGCCGAAGCCAUUCGCGGAUAGGGUGAUUGACUGGUAUUUCCAGCACCUGAAUCUCGUGCGGUACCCUAUUGACGAGCGCCUCUUCCGGACCUCGUAUGAGGACCUGUACUCGAAAAAGAGGAGUGUGGACCCUGCAAACCUGAGAGCGCUUCCGCUUGUGUUCAUCGUGCUCGCGAUGGCUGUGCGUCUAGCUCCAGAUCACUGGGCGGGCGACGACCAGACGCGGAAGAUCUCGAGUUUGAGGAUGUACUGGAGCUCGCGACGGAGUAUCUUGAUUGCGACAGCGCUCGAGUCCGAGUCGAUCGAGCUCGUGCUCACGCGUCUCCUGAGCGCCAUCUACCUUGUACAAAUCCACGAUCGCCGGCUGACAGAAUGUUGGUCUCAGCUCGGAGCGUCAUUGCGCACGGCACAGGCGAUCGGGCUGCACCGCGACGGCUCAAAACUAGGUCUCGACCCAUUCCAGACUGAAUACCGCCGCAGACUGUGGAGUUACCUGUACCACGCGGACCGGCUGUACUCGCUCAUCCUCGGGCGACCGCCGAGCAUCGGCGACGCGUACACGGACACGCUGCCGCCGUCCAACAUUGACCUCUCCGAAUUCAAGAUUGGGCCAAACAACCCGCCUGGCCCAGCGCCACAGGCGCGUCCGUUAUCAGAGCCGACCACUGCCACAUUCCUCAUCCUGCGGCGUAACCUCAGUAGCAUCAUUGGGCGGAUUGUGCACCACUUCCAGAAGCUCAAUGAGCCUGCGCAAUACGCCGACGUGCAGCGUCUGCAGGACGAGCUGGAUCAGUUCACCAACCAUCUUCCCCCGCACUUCCGCAUGCGCGAUGCCGACAAGAGGCUCGACAAGCAGUACUACUGGCUGCCAGUACACCGAUUCAUGCUCCUGACCGAGGUGCUCGUAACAACGAUUAUUUUACAUCGUCCAUGGCUCCUCCGUCGCCUCAGCAGCAAUCGCUACGCCGCCAGCCGAACAGCAUGCUUCGAAAGUGCCAAGAUCGACUUCCAGAUCCGGCAGGACUUCCAACGCGAAGUGCCCGACUUCAAGCUGUUCGCGAUAACCGGCCAAUUCAAAAUGUUCAACAGUGCAAUGAUUGCUGGCAUUUCAGCCAUCAUCGACCCCCGCGGCCCAGAUGCCGACCAGAUGCGCCGCAUUCUCACCACCUUCCUAGAACAGCACCCGUGGACCGAGAUGGCGGGGCUAGACGAAACGACGCGCAAAGAAGUCCAGAUCGUACACACGUUGAGUCGGCGCGCAGCCCAGAUUUUCGAGGACACGAUGGCGCCCGGCGAGUUGAACGCACAGGACAAGGACUCUGUCACUCUCCUCUUAGCUCUGCGCCAGGGCGAAUUGAUGGAACCGGGUUUCGGCACGCCGGUUCCCACGCCUUCACCUGGUCCAGGCCCAGGCCGCCGCCAACCCCCUCCCACUCCGUGGGCGCGCUUCGCGCCGCCCAAUGCGAUGCAGUCGCCCAGCGCGCACGAAGAGGACCACUCCCAGCGCCUCCUCGACCAGUGGCUGAGUGCGAACGCGUCCCUUGCCGGCGGGGGUAUUGGUGGGCCAGCGCUAGCAGUCGAACCCCCAGGAGUCAAUUACCUCAUGGCCGGUCUUGGGGGGAUGGCGCUUGUGCCAGCCUCGUUUCCCGCGACGCCAAACCUCAAUGCCCCGACUCCCGUUCCGAUGGGCGGUUUUGUUUGGCCACACGCGGAUGAGACGCUCACUAGUGCGCCCAGCGUCGAGAGCUCGUUUGCGUUCCCACCCGCGGGACUUGAUGGGACUGCGCUGGGUGAUCCGGGAGAGAAUAGCGACGAGUAUUGGAAUACACUUAUUGACGGGAUCCUCGGGACGACGGGGGCUAACAGUAGCAUGGCGGCUGCUAGUGGUGGGAAUAACUCGUAG